GUUGUGGAAGAAAGGAUCACACUCGGGAGGCUGCACUAAACGGCGAUAAACAAGCAUCAAUGUAUGUAUUUUAUUGACCGCUGACAAAGAAAAAUGCGACUGUGCCAGCGGAGUUUAUGUGAGACAGGAUUUUGAGACUGGGACUGUGUACAUGCGUCGCCCCGCUGUGCGCUCAGGAGCAACGCCAAAAGAAAUCAGAUUUCUCUGGGCGACUUGUGUUUACACAGGAGCCAUCCAGAGCCACGUUUUAGCAAGCAAGCAAGCUUGGCUGGGACAGUACAGUACAGGGCUGUUUAACGUUUGACUCACUGCCCAUGCAAACAGUGGGGGAACAGAGCAGGGAAGCAAACUACAACUACAAAACCAUAUAAGUAAAUUUACUUGAAACCCUUGAAGGAAAACUGUCCGUCGGAGAGAAUCUUUUGAGAGAUUACAUGGGGUGUUGCAGCUGAUCGACUGGGCGAGCACAUGUUGUGCAUGUAGCUAAUUGCUUCGUUGUCUGAACUUUCACUGUGGAUGUGGACAUGGAAACUGUUGCAAACUAACCACAACUACGCCUGGCAUUGGUUGCAGGGAAUGGUACGUCGGUAUUAUUCUUCAAAGUAGUCUUUAGUCCCUCGAAGCUGUCAACGAGCCUCGGCCGAAAGUCUGCUGGGUCGACAUGGAGAGUCAGGAUGAAAAGGAGAACAGUCCCCCGAAGUCAGACAAGAGGUUCUGCCUGAGUUACAUCGGCUGGUCCUCGCUGGACAGGCGGACCACCCUGCCCAUGCUGCCGUGGCUGGUGGCAGAGAUCCGCAGGAGGAGUGAGAAAGGCGACUGCGGCCCCGUGGUGCAGCCGAGACAAGUUCAGCUGGUCCUCAACGCUCCCUUCGUCCGAUGCGUCCCCUCCAGCAGCAACAGCUCUUCAGUUUUCAUAUUCGAGCACAAAGCGCAGCUCAUCUCUCGCUUCAUUCACAACAGCAAUGACCUGACCUAUUUUGCCUAUCUCCUGCGAGGCCAGCCUGACAACCCCGAGUCCGAGAUGUCCUGUCACGUCUUUAAGGCCUGCGACCCCAACCAGGUCCCUGAGGUGAUCAGCAGUAUUCGCCAAGUGUCCAAAUCAGCCCUAAAGGAAGACGCCAAGCCCAAACCAGAAGCUGAUGAGGCCUUCUACAACUCCCAGAAGUAUGAAGUGCUUUACUGUGGCAAGGUGACAGUUGGGCACAAGAAAGCUCCAUCCACCCUCAUCGAUGAUUGCAUUGAUAAAUUUCGUCAGCACGAGGUCGAGCGCAAGCGCCUGCGUCUGCUAAAUGGCCAGCGAGGCUCGACGGAGGGCACCCCUGUGGAGUUCCUCAUAGGGGGAGAAGGAGACCCACUCUCGUCUGCUCUGAGUGAGAGCAUGGAAGACACCGAAGCUCUUGGAGUGGAGGACAUGACCGGAGUUGGAGGCCUUUCCAGUAGCACCAGUCAAAGCAGCCUGCGAGGUGCGUUCCCGGAGUGCAUCCUGGAGGACUCUGGAUUUGAGGAGCCUCAGGAGUUUCGUACGCGUUGCAGCAGCCUGGCGGGGAGUCUGCAGAGGAAGCCAGGGGAAGGUGUCAUCAUGGGUCCCACACGGCGCAGACAUGCGAGCGCACCAAAUCACGUUCAACCGUCUGAUGCAGACAAGAACCGCACCAUGCUCUUCCAGGUGGGGCGUUUUGAGGUAAACCUCAUAAGUCCAGACAGUAAAACGGUGGUGCUGGAGAAGAACUUCAAAGAUAUCUCAUCCUGCUGUCAGGGUAUCAAGCAGACCGACCAUUUUGGAUUCAUCUGUCGGGACCAAUCACAGUCUGGUCCCAGUCAGUAUGUUUGCUAUGUUUUCCAGUGUGCCAGUGAGUCCCUGGUAGAUGAGGUGAUGCUGACCCUGAAGCAGGCCUUCACUACAGCAGCAGCCUUACAAAGCAACAAAACCCAGAUCCAGCUAUGUGAAGCCUGCCCCAUGCAUGACCUGCACAAGCUCUGCGAGCGGAUUGAAGGUCUGUACCCACCCAGAGCAAAGCUAGCCAUCCAAAAAUAUCUCUCCCAGCUGACUGACAAUGAGCAGGCUGAGAUUUUUGAGCGAGUUCAGAGAUUGAAGCCCGGGUCAGACCAAGAAGAGAAUGAGCUGGUGAUUCUCCAUCUGAGACAUCUUUGUGAAACCAAACAAAAGUCCCACCUCCACAUCGGAGAAGCCCCUCAGAAUGCAGCAAACAGUUCAGCAGCAGGCGACAGCACAGCCACCAGCAGUCGCUUCAAACUUGAUAUUUUCAAGAAUAAACGCACCUCCCUCACCAGCUCUCUAGAGAACAUCUUUGCAAGGGGUGCCAGCCGAAUGCGGGGCCGCUUGGGAAGCAUGGGAAGCAUCGGCAGUUUUGAAAGACAGGAUGAGGAAUCUCCUGGUCACUCCCCUCCGGGUUCCCCUCCUGCUUUCCCUGACGACGACCCGGAAGCCGGCCUGCAGUUCCGUCGGCGUGCCCACACCUUCAGCCAUCCACCUGUGAAGAAACGCAUCUCCUUUGAGGGACAACCGGCCAACCAGAGCAGACAGACUCCGCUGCGCAGGCAACAGUCUGUUAACCCAGAACUGCUGCAGAGCAGUCCCGUGGCUGUCUCGAGAACGCGCAGCGUUUCGGAGAGCGAGUCCUCCUUCAGCCUCCCCUCCUCCUUCUCCGCUCCCACUUUCCUGAAAAGCUUUUACCAGGGCUCACUGGGCUCCCUGAGCUCCCUGGCAGACAGUGGGAGCUACAAGAGUAAUGGGGAAGGCAGGAAGAGGACCCUGUCAGGCUGCAGCACUGACUCAGUGAGUGGAGGUCUCCCUCCAACCCCACGCAGGGUCUCCUGGCGACAGAAGAUCUUCUUGAGGGUUGCUUCGCCUAUGAACAAGCCGCCUGCAUCCAUGCAGCACCCAGACCAGUCUGAUACAAGAGAGCUGUUGCCUCUCUCUCCUCGCACCUUGGAUUCAAGUCUGGACCCUUUGGGCCAUCUUCUGUUGUCAACGAGUGACUCCCUGUGCGGGGAGAGGCCUAAGAAGACGGGGGCUGACUACAGGGCCCUGUGGAAGACUGCCAUCCACCAGCAGAUCCUACUGCUGCGAAUGGAGAAGGAGAACCAGAGACUGGAGGAAGCGAGCAGAGAUGAGCUGCACAUCCGCAAGAUGAAGCUGAACUACCAGGAAGUGGGCCAGUGCUCCAAAGAUGCACAGGCAUUGUGGGAGAGAAAACUGACAGCCCCAGGCAGAACGACAGUCCCACAAGACAAGGAGGAGAUGUAUCGUGCACUCUGCCAAGGUGUUCCCAAGAGCAGGCGUGGGGAGGUCUGGCUGCUCCUUUCCCAUCAGCACCGGCUGCGUCACAGACUGCCACAGCGACAGCAUGCCCCAGACACCCAAUACCAUGACCUGCUGAAGCAGCUCACUGCACAGCAGCAUGCUAUUCUGGUGGAUCUAGGCCGGACCUUCCCCACCCAUCAGUACUUCUCAGCCCAGCUUGGCGCAGGGCAGCUUUCCCUUUACAACCUCCUCAAAGCCUACUCUCUGCUGGAUACAGAGGUUGGCUACUGCCAAGGUAUCAGCUUUGUGGCUGGAGUGCUGCUGCUGCACAUGAGGGAAGAACAGGCCUUUGACAUGUUAAAGUUCCUGAUGUAUGACCUCGGCAUCAGGCGGCAGUACAGACCUGACAUGGUCUCUUUGCAGGUUCAGAUGUACCAGCUCUCCAGACUGUUACACGACUACCACCGUGAGUUGUACAAUCACUUCGAAGAGCACGAGAUCUGCCCGAGCCUCUACGCAGCGCCGUGGUUCCUCACUCUGUUCGCCUCACAGUUCCCUCUCGGCUUUGUGUCCCGCAUCUUUGAUUUUGUAUUUGUCCAGGGGACCGAGGUGAUCUUUAAAGUGGCCCUCUGUCUCCUGAGCAGCCAUGAGGGGGAGAUAGUGGAGUGUGACAGCUUUGAGAGCAUUGUGGACUAUCUGAAAACUACACUUCCCACCCUCACUCAGACACAGAUGGAGCAAACCAUUGCAAAGGUAAUGGAGAUGGACAUCUCCAAGCAGCUGCAUGCGUACGAAGUGGAAUACCACGUCCUACAGGAUGAGAUGUUAGAUGCCGGACCGUUGCCUGAUGACUCGGACCGGCUCGACAAACUAGAAAAGACAAAUGUGCAGUUGAAGAAACAGAACAUGGACCUGCUGGAAAAACUUCAGGCUGCACGGCAGAAGAUUCAGUCGCUGGAGACGAGCGUGGAGAACUUCCUUUCUCGAGAGAGCAAAAUGAAGCACAUGAUUCGCUCUCUUGAGCAGGAGAGGGCAGCUUACCAGAAGACCAUUGAACGCAUGCGCUCGUGCCUUCCCCCUGACACCCUGACAGAUGUGGAGAUGACCCAGAUCAAAACAGGACCUAAUGGGAAAGCCAAAACUGCAGCCAAGAAGCCCUGAUGGCAACCAGGGGCGCUGGCUGCUCUGGGCAGACGCUCAGAAAGAGACUGAAGUGAACAAAUGGAGACUGCUUUAGUGGAAGGCUGUUCAGCUCAACAGCUAUUGUUGUACUGCUGCACAAGAGUGGCAGCGCUUUGUAAAUGUGUGAUGUCUGGACUUGAGAUGUGCAGACUAUAUGGGAAAUAUCUACGUGAUAUUUGUCAGCAGAUAAUAGAGUGGUGGGAGGAUGGUUUCAGUUAUAUUAGCAAACAGACUGUUCCGUCAGUCGAUCAGAGCUGCUGUUCUGUCUCAUCUGUUUCACUGCCAGUUUGAAGGUGAGAUCAAAAUGCACAACGUUGUUCCUUAUUCAGAUCUCUUGGUAAUCACAGGGAUAUUUUCUAGAUUGACACAAGUGAGAAAUGUGUCUGCCUCUGCAAAUCUUUUCGAGCACUGCCUUGAUGUAUUUACUACCAGUCUCAGUAGCACCACAAAAGCAGUGAACAGAAGGUGCCUGUUGGCAAACAAUCCUUUGGACCUCAGGUUCAACAUAUAGCCAUUACCAGUGUGCAUAAUCCUGGAGUUGAGACCCCAUUAUUAUUGUUAUUUUUGAACUUGUGUCUGUGAUGGAAACUCUGCCUCAGGCUAAUCACAUUGCUGUGUUAUUUCCUUUUAUUCACUUAAAAUGAUUGUGAAUGUAAUUUCCAUCCAAAGAUCAUUGUUAUAAUAAUCUGUUUUUUUUGUCACCACAUAGGCAUCAGGGUGCAUGUCUGCCAUAUUAGGCUUUAAGUUUCAGCAGCUGUAUACUAUAUUGUUGCUCAUCUCUCAGCACCACACUACUGCCUUCACAUGAGAGAUCUUUAGUACGCGCACUUGCUGCUUUUAAGGAGGAAGUGUUUCUUCCAAAGCUCAGGCAGGAUGUGAGGUCGUCUGCCUUCUCAGUUUCCUGUGUGAUUGACCGCGGUGUCGCCUCGUUUUAGCACCAUGUUCAGACACUGAGGCACAGUUCACACUCCCCAGGAGGCACUGAAAAACAGACAGAGAUGGAGGAGCGAUUGGAAUGUACAUCACAUGCUUGUGUUCUGAAAGUCUGUAUGGCUUCUUGUUUUUGUCAGCCCAAGGUCUGACAGAUCUAGGAACAUCUACUGUAGUAUCUGAAUGUGGACUACAAGCAGCUGGUGCUGCAUGGCUCAAGAUUUUAAGACUACACAUAGCAGCAGCUGCAUUGUUGUUGGUCACAUGUACACUCCUGUACAAAGUUUGCAGUGAAGCUCGAGGGUUUAGGUCAGUAGAGAGCCCUCAAAGGAAAUAACACUGUAAAGACAUUUCAGUUUCCUUUUGAGGAAAUGUACAGUACACAGUAUAUGUACACACACAUACACACAAGCUGUGCAGUGAACUGGCUUAGUGUAUGGGCAGACAGUUCAAAUGAAUUCAAAGAGUGUCCCUGGCUCUCUCCUCAGUUUUGUUUUAUCCCACCUCCGUGUCUGACUCACCAUUGCCAGUUCUGAUUGAAAGCAAACCAGGCCUGAGCUUUCAUAAAACACCUGAACAUUAAAACCAAGGUGAUGUCUGUCAAGACAAAAAUCACUAACAGCGUCUGUCAGUCUUCCUGUCCUUGGUGACACGUUGUGGUGACAUGUUCAUGUCUGUUUCACUGUAAAGCUUCUAUUCUCAAACUUAAGCCCUUUGGCAUGCAAUGCAAUACAGUAUGCUUAUGUUUAAGAGCCUCGCGUAUUUGCAUAUACCCAGUGUACUUUCUUACUUUUGCAAAGUUACAGGAGCUAAUUCACACAAAGUUUGAUAGUUUGAUAAAUCGGGCCUGACAUCCACUGUCACGGUGAAAUGUUCUUGUGGUAAUUGAGGAGACAUUGUAAACGUUUGCACCAAACUUCUCAUAAAUAAUAGAGAAAUGGUCGCCUCUGAACAGCAGGGAUUCUCUCAACAGUUCAGCAAGUGCAACAUAUCAAACGAUUCAUCUUGAAAUCUGUUGAAGGAUAUGUAGAAUACAGUCCUGCUGACGGCUUUCCUGCCUCUUUUUGCCUGUAGUUUGCUUGUUUAGAGUAUUUGUGCAUCAUUGAAAUUGAUCACUGAACCAAAGAUGUGGUUGCUUUUUCAAUAAUGAAUGAAUGAAAAAUGAACGAAUACACCCAAAAUUCUGUGAUGUAUUGUGCGUUAAAUGGGAUAAUAUUUGUUUAACUACACCUGUUCAGCAUUCUUAAGGUUUGUACUAAGAUAAAAGCUUGAAAAGAUACCAAAUAUUGGCGGUUAAAAAACUUGACUGGACACAAAAAAAAAAAAAAAAAAAGAGAGAAAAAAAAAGACUUGUUUACUCAUCAUUACACAAUGUUUAUUUCUUCUCAGCUUAUUAAACAGUGCCAAAAGUUAAUGGCCUUUAUUCUCCAUUAGUUGGAGAUAUGAGACCGUUUUGUCGAUAUCUAAUGUAAAGCACUUCAUUGUAGUCAGUGAAGGGUCUUUCUUUUACAUCAGGUGCUCUGAGUCCUGACUACUAAAUAGUGCUCAUAUCACUGUGUUUUUUAAAAAGACUGUCAAUAUGAGGGCUACACAAAGGAACUGUCAUGAAUUCUUCAAUAAACCUCACUUUGCCUUGUU
Molecule: messenger RNA, 7015 nt
Organism: Toxotes jaculatrix (banded archerfish)
Lineage: Eukaryota; Metazoa; Chordata; Actinopteri; Toxotidae
Gene: tbc1d4
Product: TBC1 domain family, member 4
Exons: 24
Coding region: 662-4426 (1254 amino acids)
Source: RefSeq, a predicted model, not a curated record